Molecule: messenger RNA, 1238 nt
Organism: Myodes glareolus (Bank vole)
Lineage: Eukaryota; Metazoa; Chordata; Mammalia; Rodentia; Cricetidae
Product: aldo-keto reductase family 1 member C15
Molecular function (GO): oxidoreductase activity
Source: RefSeq, a predicted model, not a curated record
UUCGGCUCAGGUUACCGAGGAAGGAAAGACAAGAGUUAGACUUGUUGGGCUGUGGACACCAUGGAUCUCAAACAUAAUCGUUCAGUGAAGCUAAAUGAUGGAAACUUAAUGCCAGUGCUUGGACUUGGCACAUUUGCUUCGGAUGGAGUUCCAAAGAGCAAGGCUAACGAGGCCACCAAAAUAGCCAUUGAUGUAGGUUUCCGUCACAUAGAUGCUGCAUACUUCUACCAAAAUGAGGAAGAAGUUGGACAGGCCCUCAGAGACAAGAUCGCUGAUGGAACUGUGAAGAGAGAGGAUUUAUUCUACACCACGAAGAUUUGGACGACUUUCCUUAGACCAGAGUUGGUUCGUCAGUGCCUGGAGAGAUCACUGAAGAAACUUGGGCUGGAUUAUGUAGAUCUCUGCAUUAUUCAUGCACCGUUUGCUAUGAAGCCUGGAGAGGAACUUGUGCCAAAGGAUGCCAGUGGAAAAAUUAUUUUAGACGUAGUGGACAUUCGUGAUACAUGGGAGGCACUGGAGAAGUGUAAAGACUUAGGUUUAACCAAGUCCAUCGGGGUGUCCAAUUUCAACCACAAACAGUUGGAAUUGAUUCUGAACAAACCAGGGCUAAAGUACAAGCCCACUUGCAAUCAGGUAGAAUGUCACCCGUAUCUCAACCAGAGCAAACUUCUGGAGUUCUGCAAGUCCAAAGACAUUGUUCUAGUUGCCUACAGUGCCCUGGGAUCCCACAGAGACCCUAACUGGAUAAGCAGUGAUAGCCCAUACCUUCUGGAGGAACCUAUCUUAAAGACCAUUGCCAAGAAACACAGCCGAACUCCAGGCCAGGUUGCCCUGCGCUACCAGCUACAGAGAGGUGUAGUAGUUUUGGCCAAGAGCUUCAAUGAGAAGAGAAUCAAAGAGAACUUUGAGGUGUUUGAUUUUGAAUUGACCCCGGAUGACAUGAAAGUGAUUGAUGGCCUCAACAGAAAUUUUCGUUAUUCUAAAUUUUCAUUUGUGGUGGAUCACCCUUACUAUCCAUUUUUAGAAGAAUACUGAGCAUGAGCUGUUAAACAUUACAGAGACUCUCCUUCCUCCAGACAUCUGUGUAUCUGUGUUUGGUGGGGUGGUUGAGAAGCAGGAUUUCUGCCUCCAUGUGUUUGUCAAAUGUUACAAAAAUCUCAAGUAUUUUUCCUGAUGAUUAAAAAAAAUAACACACAAAUUACAGAGAAUUUAUAAAAUAAAAAGAAAUAUUUGAUGUA